Messenger RNA from Caenorhabditis bovis, 2076 nucleotides. The record is from the annotation of a GenBank genome assembly. NCBI's taxonomy places the organism in Eukaryota, Metazoa, Nematoda, Chromadorea, Rhabditida, Rhabditidae.
AUGUUACUUAGAGCAGCUGGACGAAGUGUUUCUCACUUGGUAGCGGCAUCGAGGCAGCGGUUAGCAGUGAGAACGAUUGCGGUGUCGAGAAUUGCAUGCGGCGGCGGACACCAUCAUCAUGAGCCAACUCCCGUGUAUAUUCCUAAACCAGGAUCUUUGGAAUGGUCGCUUUGUGGAAAUCCAAAUGCGAAGCGAAUUUCCGAGGAAACCGAAUAUAAGCCAGCAGCCGACGAUUUCGUCUCGUUUAUAGGAGCAUUUGUGUUUGUUGGACUUACCAUUUUGGCUGUGGCCGUGAAAACUGACGCAUUCAACAGUGACAAACACGCUCACUCUCAUUCUCACACGAAACCUGCUAAACAUCAAGAAGAGCCUGUUGAGGCUCGUCAUGAGCAUAAGGUAGAGGAGUGUCAUCUUGAAGAGAAGAAAGCUGAAGACGUGCCAAAACUGGAAGAAGUGAUCUCUGAAGAUUCCGCACCAGUUGCAGAGCCGUCGGAGCCAGUGGCUUCUCAACCAGUCGCUGAGGAAGCGUCAUCGUCGAAGGAAGUUGAAGCUCAGCCUGUUGAGGAACCAGCUAAACACGAAUCCACCUCAAGUGAAGAAACUGCCAUACCAGCGGCUGCGCCAUCUAACAACGAGGAAACUCCAUCAACAAGCAGCGAUGAGAAAUCCGAAGCGAAAGAGUCUGGAGAAACGAAAGAGGAGCAAUUGCGAUGCGAAUAUGUGAUUAUCGGCUCGGGAACCGCCGCUUAUUAUGCGUCGUUAGCGAUUCGCGCGAAACACGGCGACGCGAAAGUGUUGAUGAUCGGCGAGGAGACCGAGUUGCCCUAUAACCGUCCGCCGUUGUCCAAAGAACUCUUCUGGUACGGCGACGAGGGCAGCGGCGAGAAAUUGAACUACACGGGAUUGUCGGGCAAAAAGCGCGACAUUUUCUAUGAGGUCGAAGGAUUCUAUGUGAAGCCAGAAGAGAUCGAGCGCGCUGAACACGGUGGUGUCUCGUUGAUUCGCGGAAAGAAGGUUCAGAAAAUUUGUACCCAAGAUCGCAAGGUGUACCUUGAUGAUGGAAGUUGCAUAGGAUAUGGAAAGCUUUUGAUUGCCACAGGUAGCCGACCAAAGAAGGAGAAAAUAUUUGAGAGUGCCGAGCCUGAAGCACAAGAGAAAAUCACAUAUUAUCACUAUCCAGCCGAUUUUAAGAAGGUUGAAAAAGGACUGUCCGACAAGUCAGUGAAGAAGGUCACGAUAGUUGGUAAUGGACUUCUCGCUUCUGAGCUUGCUUAUAGUAUUAAGAGGAAAUACGAAGAGGCUGAAGUGCAUCAGGUUUUCGAGCAACAAUUCAAUGCCGAUGAUAUUUUGCCGGCGCAUUUGGCGAAAAAAUCGACAGACGCGUUAAAGUCGAUGGGAAUUCAAGUGCACUCGCGAGAAAAAAUCACUGGUAUCCGAAAAUGCUGCAAAAAUGUGGUGCUGACGCUGAAAGACGGAAGCGAUCUUCGAAGCGAUCUCAUCAUUGUUGCAACCGGUGAGGAAGUGAAUAAUGAGAUUGCCGAAGCGUCGGGAAUCAGAAUCGACGAGAAGACUCAAGGGAUUAGCGCGGACAAGACGCUGAAGGUCGAUGAGAAUGUGUGGGUCGCCGGUUCGGUGGCGUCGUUUGAAGAUUCGGUACUGGGAACACGACGUCUCAGCACUUGGGAAAACGCGCAGGUGACCGGACGACUGGCUGGAGAGAAUAUGGCAGUGGAUGGAGAAGGAAAAGCAUUUUGGUAUCAGCCAUCGUUCUUCACCAAAUUCGCACCACACAUGCAUAUCAACGCGAUCGGAAAUGUUGAUGCCAAUUUGGAUACGAUAGCAGUUUAUGCCGAGCCGAGUAAGGAAACCGAACUGGAGAAGGCGGUGGUUUUCUAUAAAGGAAAACAAGGAGAGAUUGUUGGUGUUCUCCUGUUGAACGUCUUCGGACCAUCGUUGGACGUCGCUCGGCGAAUAAUCGACGACAAGAAGCAAUUCGACGAUCUCAAAGAAUUGGCAAAACUAUUCCCGCUCUAUGAUCCACCAAAAGACGAGGAGGAGAAGAAGAAGAAGGACUAA